AUGGGCUUUGGAGGGCGGCAUGAAGCCUCUGGAGGGGCGGGCAGGGGCUUGGGGAGGGGCAGGGCCUUGGGAGGGGCGGGCAUGGCGGCCCUGGGAGGGGCGGGCAUGGGCCUUACAAGCGGCAUGCGCCCUGGAGGGGCGGGCAUGGGGCCUUACGAGCGGGCGGCAUGGAGCCUUGGGAAGGGUGGGCAUGGGCUUUGGAGGGUGGGCAUGGAGCCUUGGGAGGGGCGGGCAUGGGGCUUUGGGAGGGGCGGGCAUGGGGCUUUGGGAGGGGCGGGCAUGGGGCCUUACGAGGGGCGGGCAUGGGGCCUUGGGAAGGGCGGGCAUGGGGCCUUAUGA
This is a messenger RNA of Xenopus tropicalis (tropical clawed frog), 339 nucleotides long. RefSeq names its product spidroin-1-like. The transcript has a single exon. NCBI's taxonomy places the organism in Eukaryota, Metazoa, Chordata, Amphibia, Anura, Pipidae. The record is from RefSeq and is a predicted model, not a curated record. The coding region runs from base 1 to 339 and encodes 112 amino acids.